Messenger RNA from Closterium sp. Naga37s-1, 1434 nucleotides. The record is from the annotation of a GenBank genome assembly. NCBI's taxonomy places the organism in Eukaryota, Viridiplantae, Streptophyta, Zygnematophyceae, Desmidiales, Closteriaceae.
AUGCGCUGCGGCAGUCGGCGAAACGGGCGGGGACACCGCCAAGCAGCGCAAGCGGCGUUGGCAGUGGCAGUGGCAGUGGCGACACGAGGAGAGCGGGAAGGAGGGCGAGGGGGCGGUGAAGGGUGGACUGUUGAUGGGGCUGGCGCGCAAUCAUUAACUAGCUCGAUCUCACCAGGCGCCAGGCUCUGCCAUGACCUGUCACAACCACCCGGGUCGAGUGGAAUGGUGGGGUCACCAAUGGGUGGCCGUGAUCCCGGGGCGCUGGGAAUUUUCAACCUCCAACCCCUGUCGAGCCCUGUCCACCCUGCGGCUCCCGUGCCAAAUAUCAGACCCACGGAUUUCCGGCCCCACAGUGGCGCCGCACUGCCCUCACCCAGGCUCUGUCCAUUACCCUCCCCUUCCCACUCUCCUUCAUCCUUCCCCCAUCUUCCCACCAGCUCUGCACCGCACCUGCUUCUCGUGCACCGAGUUCUGGCCCAUAUAGCCCGCCCCCCCCCCCCCCCCCACCCCCCGGCCUUGCAACACGAGCGCACUGUCACGGGCAAGCUGCGGGGUGCUGGGUGCCCUGUGGCGAUUUUGCUCCUCAAAGGCGCGCAGCGAGAAAAGCAGGUGUGCGGGGCGUUGCGGGAUGAAGAGAGGAGAGGCAUGUUUCUCAGGCGCAGCUGGCGGCGCCUCACGGCUGAAUGCCUGCCUAGUUAUUCAUGCACCAACCAACCAGACGUGCAGAGUCCGACCACCAGUGGGUCACGCAUAACGUCCACCUCCCACCGUCUCUCCCUCCCGCACCAAUCUCACCGGCCUCUCUCGCCCGCCUCUCAUGCUGCGCUGACCUCUCCUCCCCUCCGCACCCACCUCUCCCUCCCUUGCGCUUCAGCAUCUUUGCUUAUCUCAUCUCUCACUUUCUCCGCUGAACAUUCGUCACUUCUCUUCACCUGCCUUCCCCAUCCCCCUUCCUUGCUCCCUCCCCAUUCCCCGCCUUCAACUCCCCCUCUCCCUUCCACUCCCCCUUCCCCCUCCCCGUCCCCCUCUCCCUGCCUCCCCCUGCCCUUCUCGCUCCCUCUCCCAGUCCCGCUUCCUCUCCCCCUUCCCUUCCCGCUCUCCCCUUCCCCUCCGCAGAGCAUCACGGGCAGCAAGGCACUGCACCGGCAGUACCUGCGGCACCACGUGCUGCUGGCAGUACCUGCGGCACCACGUGCUGCUGGCGUGAAUCUCCAAGUGCGGUGUGCUGUGCUGGACCACGUGGACACCACCCCGGGCCGCCACGUGGCGCAGUGCAAGACGCGCAAGGGGCGCUGCGAUGCCAUCAUAGCUGACAGCUGGUUUGGUGGUGGAGGUGAGGAAGGAGGCGCUGGCAACGAAGCAGCGCACGCCAUGCCUGGAUCUCAGGAUUGGGGCGAGCGGGUGGAAACAGGAACACUAGCAGUGGCGGUGUAG